CACAUAGCAGCUUCACCGCUUCACCCAGUAUUCAACCUUCUGUCAAAAAUAUGUGUCAAAUGCUGUUUCUUAUUUUAUUAAUAUAAAUAAUUGUCUGUUGUAAAAUGAAAUUAUAAAUUUUAUAAAAAGUUACAAGUUAUAAAUGAACUAGACAUAUGUUAAAAGUGGAAAAUGUUAAAGUUUGGUUCAAAACAUGACAGUAAUAUUGUUUACAAAUGCACGGUGCGAUUAUUGGAAGAUACGGAAAUCCUAGAAUGUGAAUAUAAGCCCCACCAUAAGGGUAAAUACUUGUUGGAAUAUGUAUGUCAACAGUUGAAUUUAGUAGAACAAGACUACUUAGGACUUCGCUAUGUUGAUAUUCAAGACCAAAGACAUUGGCUGGACUUAGGAAAAUCAAUUUGUAAACAAGUCAAAGACUUGGAUCCGGUUUUAUUUAGUUUUCGUGUUAAAUUUUAUCCUCCUGAUCCAUUUCGCCUUAAAGAAGAAAUAACACGUUACCAAAUAUUUUUGCAAUUAAAAAGAGAUCUACUACAUGGACGAUUAUAUUGCGCCACGAAUGAAGCCGCAAUGUUGGCAGCUCUCAUCUUACAAGGUGAAUUGGGCGAUUAUGACCCAGAAAUUCACGUGGGAAAUUAUAUGAGCGAAUUAAAAAUACUACUCAAACAGACUGAAAUCAUAGAGGAAAAAUCAAUGGAAAUUCAUCAGAAGCAACUCAAAGGCCAAAGUUCUUCACAAGUGGAAAACACUUUCCUCAAACUUGCCUCUCAACUAGACACCUACGGAGUUGAUCUGCACCCAGUCAAGGACCAUAAAGGGGCUCAGCUGUAUUUAGGCAUAAACUAUGCUGGAAUUUUGACAAUUCAGGGUAGUAGAAAAACGCACCAUUUCCGGUGGCCGGACAUUCAGAAAAUCAACUAUGAGGGAAAAAUGUUUAUAAUCCACCUAAAUUAUAAUGAUAAAAAGCAUACGGUUGGUUUUAAAUGCCUCACCGGCGCCGCCUGUCGCCAUGUUUGGAAAUGUGCAGUCGAGCAAAUGCUAUUUUUCACCUUGCCGGCGAGUUCGGACGCUCCGACUGUGACUGGUGGUGGUUUUUUUUCAUGGGGUACAAAGUUCAAAUAUACAGGGCGUACUGAAAAGGAAAUCCUGGAAGAUAGUGGUUCACCAACACGAGAAGAACCAAGUAUUCAACGCACGUCGAGUUUGAGACGUAAAGCCUCUAGUGUACCUGCAACUCCUUCAACUCCCCUUCAACCUCAUUUAGGUUAUAGUAGUCUGCCGAGGUCAAGUCAUUCAGAUGCUGGAGGGUCCAGAAUGGAGUCUAGUAAUAGUACAGGGUUGCUGUCAGGAUUAGACGGAAAUCCAUCUCAAGCUUACGGCGAUGUUGCUGCCUUAGAAACUGUUUCAGAAGAUCAGGAGGCGAUGGGAGCUUCCAAACUUCGAACGACAGUAUUAAAGGAUGAUUCGAUGGAUCGUUUCAGUGAUUAUUAUUUUCGAGAUUCAUUCGAACAUUCAUCAUCCGAAUCUCAGUUAAUUGAUAGUUACCGUGGUUACGAGACUACUAAUCCCUCUCAUCGCUCCAGUCGUAGCCAAACUCCGUUAUCUCAUUCUCAGGUUGAUGGUCGAAUUUGCCUGCCAAAUACUACACAUAGUGUACAAACAAAUAUUAAGAAAAGUAAAAAAUUUAACAUAGUGAGCGCGUUCAUACCCACAUUCAUUAUUGUUACGAUAUUUGUACUAAUUGCAGCAAUUGUAAUGUUAGAAACUGAUUGUGAAUUAUUUGGUAGCUUUAGGAAUAUUCCGGAAAUGGUUUCAUUAAAAUACCAAUUCUAUGAACCAAUUAAACAAUAUUUUCGAAGUAAAAUGUCGAUAUUUUUCUGAUUGUUUAAAUUCUCUCAUUUUGAAUUUCGAAUUCAGCUUUAAAAAUUCUCUUUGAUAAGUAGCAACAGAUUAGUUUAGUUCAAAAUAGAGUAAGGAAUACAAUUAUUAAAAUAGUUCCUGCAAUACUAAAUCAUUAGAAUAGAUUACGAUUUUUUUGAUAACAAAAUCAUUUUUGUGUUCUAAUGGCUUUAAGCAAAAUGCACUGUUUUUGUGAUACAACAUUCGUUAAACGAACUAAAAUAUGACAUUCCGUUCAGGAUGAUUCAACGUUAUUGUUGACAUUCUUCAUUUUUCUCGUUUUAAAUUAUUGUAAUUAAAAAUGUACACUGUGCACAAUUUUUAUACAAAAGUACUGGGGCAGAAAUAAAUACCUACCUGUAUUUUGUUGGCAAUUAAAUUUAAGAAAUCUGUGAUCUUUUUUCAAUCUGCUGCUAUAGUAAUAGAAAUAAUCGUACAAAGAAGUGCAAUCAAAAUUUAUUUUUCAGUUGAAUUUAUGAAAACGAAAAUAAAAUACUCGAAAUCAUAAUUGCUACUUAUUUAUGCCAACAAUUUGUGAUUGUUUUAUACAUUUUGUGUACACAGACUUGCUUAGCGAGAUUAUAUAAUUUUAUAUAAGUAUGUAAGUAUAAUAAUUUAAGGGGCCACAGAUUCAGAAGCACUUAGUUCGUACAUAUACAUAUUUUUAUACGUUUUAUUAUUUCAUUUAUAUUUUUGUUAUAUAGUUUAUAAAAUUUUUCUAUAAUGUAAUUCAUUUCGCCAAAUAAACUUAAGUCAAUUAACAAA
Molecule: messenger RNA, 2661 nt
Organism: Tribolium madens (black flour beetle)
Lineage: Eukaryota; Metazoa; Arthropoda; Insecta; Coleoptera; Tenebrionidae
Gene: Frmd5
Product: FERM domain-containing protein 5
Exons: 8
Coding region: 172-1878 (568 amino acids)
Cellular component (GO): cytoskeleton
Molecular function (GO): cytoskeletal protein binding
Source: RefSeq, a predicted model, not a curated record